GGAUACAAGUUAUAUAUCUCAGCCGCAUCCCGACAUCAUGGCUCGAGUCUGUCCAGUGUCUCAAGCUUCAAAGCCCAUACCUCUGUCCAACAAAGUCCCCUAAACACCAUCCACAAUGGCGGGAGAAACAGCCCCGGCUCUGAACCAAGGAGUCGGCUAUGGCAUCGUCAUUGGGCUGGGAGCAUUGUUUGCUCUUGGUAUGAUCCUCGUCACCUUCAUCCUCAAACGCUACAACCGCGAGCUCCAAACAUCAGAAAUGUUCAACACCGCCGGCCGCACCGUCAAGUCCGGUCUCGUUGGUUCCGCCGUCGUCUCCUCGUGGACCUGGGCCGCCACCCUCCUCCAGUCCUCCGGUGUCUGCUACCGAUAUGGCGUCUCCGGUCCUCUGUGGUACGCUUCCGGUGCCACCGUACAAAUCCUCCUCUUCGCGACCCUCGCCAUCGAACUCAAACGCCGUGCUCCCAACGCGCAUACCUACCUCGAAGUCAUCCGCGCCCGCUUCGGCACUCUGCCACAUAUGGUCUUCAUGAUCUUCGGCUUGAUGACCAACAUCUUGGUUUCCCUGAUGUUGAUCGUCGGUGGAAGCGCCACCAUCAACGCCUUGACGGGGAUGCACACCAUCGCAGCCAUCUACCUCCUUCCCGUCGGCGUGGUAGCCUACACCUUGGUCGGCGGUCUCAAGGCCACUAUCUUAACUGACUGGAUCCACACCUUCGUCCUCUUGAUCAUCAUCAUCGUAUUUUCCCUCACCGCUUACGCCUCCUCCGACGUCCUCGGCUCGCCCAGCGCCGUCUACGACCUCCUCGUCAAAGCAGCCGCCGCCCACCCCGUCGAAGGCAACCACGAAGGCUCCUACCUCACCAUGCGCUCCCGCGAAGGCGCCAUCUUCUUCGUCAUCAACAUCGUCGGCAACUUCGGCACCGUCUUCCUCGACAACGGGUACUACAACAAGGCCAUUGCCGCAUCACCCGUGCAUGCUUUGCCGGGUUACAUCCUCGGUGGGCUGUGCUGGUUCGCUAUCCCGUGGCUUACCGCUACCACUAUGGGCUUGUCCGGUCUAGCUCUCGAAAAUCACCCCAGUUUCCCUACCUACCCAAACCGUAUGUCAGAUGCAGACGUCUCAGCUGGUCUGGUCCUUCCCUACGCGGCGGUGGCUUUGCUAGGAAAGGGCGGAGCGGCUGCUACGCUUCUGAUCGUCUUCAUGGCUGUCACGUCCGCUACUUCCUCGCAGCUCGUUGCCGUCUCUUCCAUCGUCGUCUAUGAUCUCUACAGGACGUACAUCAAGCCCGAAGCCUCCGGCAAGCGGCUGAUUUACAUGAGCCACGUUGCUGUCUGCGCUUAUGCCCUAUUCAUCGCUAGCUUUUCUGUCGGACUCUGGUACGCCGGUAUCAGCAUGGGAUAUCUGUACGUGAUGAUGGGCGUCAUUAUCAGCAGUGCAGUCCUGCCCGCCGCAUUGGCAUUAACCUGGUCCGGUCUGAACAAAUGGGCUGCUGCCCUCUCCCCCGUCUUGGGACUCUGCGUGGCGCUGGUGGCAUGGUUGGUCACGGCCAAGCAUGAGUGUGGUGAGAUGAGCGUUGAGUGCACGGGAAGUAACAUGCCGAUGUUGGCGGGCAAUGUGGCUGCUUUGUUGAGUCCGGUUGUUUUCAUCCCCGUGUUGACUUUGAUCUUCGGCAAGGCGAAUUAUGACUGGAAGAGCAUGAUGGCUAUUAGCAGAGGCGAUGAUCACGAUGUUGCGGGCGAGGCGGGCGUGGAUUUGGAGGAGGUUCUGGGGGGUAGAGAGGAAAGUGAGAGAGAGAUGGAGGAGGAGCAGAAGAAGUUGAGGAGGGCGAGUAAGAUUUCGAAGAGUAUGACUGCUGUUUUGACCCUCGCCCUCCUAAUCCUCUGGCCCAUGCCCCUCUACGGCACCGGCUACAUCUUCUCCAAGCCCUUCUUCACCGGCUGGGUCGUCGUCGGCAUCAUCUGGAUCUUCUGCUCCUUCAUCGGCGUCGGUCUGUUCCCCGUCUACGAGGGACGGGAGACGCUGAUCAGGACGUGCAAGUACAUCUGGUGGGAUAUUACGGGCAAGAAGGGCGUCAAGGCAAUUCAUGCUGAGCAGGCGGCGCAUGCUGGGGAGGUGGUGGUUACCGAGGGGAUGACGCCGGGGGAUCAGACGCCGACGGAGGAGAAGAGCUUGAAGGAGAAGGGGGAGAAGGUUGCUUCUUCGUGAGAGGUUGACUCUGAGAGGAGAGAGGAGAGAAGGGUGUCGGGUGGUACAGUAGUGGAAUGUGAAGGAUACAAGGAGUGAUGCGGUUAUGAGU
Messenger RNA from Neurospora tetraspora, 2297 nucleotides. RefSeq names its product urea active transporter. The record is from RefSeq and is a predicted model, not a curated record. The transcript is spliced from 3 exons. Gene Ontology annotation, molecular function: putrescine transmembrane transporter activity; urea transmembrane transporter activity; spermidine transmembrane transporter activity. Gene Ontology annotation, cellular component: plasma membrane. Lineage: Eukaryota; Fungi; Ascomycota; Sordariomycetes; Sordariales; Sordariaceae. The coding region runs from base 116 to 2206 and encodes 696 amino acids. Gene Ontology annotation, biological process: urea transmembrane transport; putrescine transport; spermidine transport.